This is a messenger RNA of Solea senegalensis (Senegalese sole), 4086 nucleotides long. RefSeq names its product vesicle-associated membrane protein-associated protein B/C-like. Gene Ontology annotation, cellular component: plasma membrane; endoplasmic reticulum membrane. The transcript has 6 exons. Gene Ontology annotation, biological process: endoplasmic reticulum membrane organization. NCBI's taxonomy places the organism in Eukaryota, Metazoa, Chordata, Actinopteri, Pleuronectiformes, Soleidae. The coding region runs from base 200 to 931 and encodes 243 amino acids. Gene Ontology annotation, molecular function: FFAT motif binding. The record is from RefSeq and is a predicted model, not a curated record.
UUCACUCCCUUCCUGCUGCAUCACAACAGCCGCUAGCAGCUCGAGUAGCACCAGUGACUGGGGGUUAUAGAGGAUAUACACCCGCUAAUUCAUUGUCAAAACAACACCGCAGACCUUGCAGCACCCAACAAAAUCCUGACACGGGGGAGACCGACAGGAACUGGUUGCACUGCGCUAACCCCGCUCCAGCUGUUGGGAUAUGGCCAGGCCGGAACAGGUUCUGCUCUUAGAGCCUCAACACGAACUGAAAUUCAGAGGUCCGUUCUCAGACGUGGUCACCACAACCCUCAAGCUCUCCAACCCUACAGACAGGAAUGUAUGCUUCAAGGUGAAGACCACAGCACCACGCCGCUACUGUGUGCGACCAAACAGUGGAAUUAUCGAUGCAGGCACUUCAAUCAAUGUCUCCGUAAUGCUGCAGCCAUUUGAUUAUGACCCGAAUGAAAAGAGUAAACACAAGUUCAUGGUCCAGUCCAUGCUAGCGCCUCCUGACAUGACUGAUAUGGAGGGAGUGUGGAAGGAAGCAAAGCCAGAAGAGCUCAUGGACUCGAAGCUGAGGUGUGUUUUUGAGAUGCCAUUGGAUAAUGAAAAGAUGCAUGACAUGGAGUCCAGCAAGAUGAUGUCGUCCAGCUUGCUGAAGUCAGAUUCCUCUGCCCUGCCUGUGAAGUCACUGAGCUCCACCCUGGAUGACGGGGAGGUGAAGAAGAUCAUGGAGGAGUGUAAGAGACUGCAGAUGGAGGCCCAGAGGCUACGGGAAGAAAACAAACAGAUUAGGGAGGACGAUGGUCUGCGGAUGAGGAAGAGUAACAUGAUGUCGUCUCAGCACUCCUCAAUGGGCAUGAAGAAGGAGGAAGGGUUGAGCGUCCGCACGGUGGCCCUCAUUAUGCUUUUCUUAGUGGUGGGCGUCAUCGUGGGCAAGUUGGUCUUGUAGAGUGCAGAGCAGUUUGGUUGGCAGCAGCAUGCUUUUGGGGGAUGAAAGCAACACAAGGGAUUUGGCGUUAUGGUUCAGCAAAUGCCACAUUUGCUGGGUGGGGGGGUGGUUCCAUGUUUUGAUUCUGUCAGAUUUAUGUAAAAUAAAUAAAUCAAAAAGGUAAUGUAUGAGAAAAGUUAAAAAAAAGAAAAGAAAGAUCUUAUGAACAAACCUACUGUUACAGGUCUUGCCUCACGUAAUCAUCACAUAAUCAUUCUGGCUUUUCUUCCAAAGUUUCAUGUAUACAGAUGACUGGUUCUGUGGGUGAGGGUAAUGGAAACAUGAUUUAAUGCUUGUGAUUCAGUCAAAUGGAUUUUUUUAAACACUGGCGAGGUAGUGUUGGUGUGUGAGUCAGAUUGCAAUUGUGCGAAUGUCAUUUUAGUGUAUUAUUGUUUCUUUGUCUAACUGACAGAGGCCAGAGCUUACGUAUAUGUAUAUACGUAAUCCCCCACAUACUAUACACUCUGUACAGUAUAUCCAGGUGUUCCUUCCAGCUAAACCCCCUUUAAGGAAGGGAUUUACCAGAGAGAUGAUCCACACUGUCGGGGUUUCACACAGGGCUAUCAAACUGACUCCUCCAAUCAGAAGCUUUGUAAAAUCAUCUCCUCUUUGAUUGUGGAAGCUUGAACAGUGUAUGAAACACUAUGCCACUGGUAUUUUCUGUCUUCAUGUCCUCCUUAUUUUAGGUCUACCGUAUUUUCCGGACUAUAAGUCACGCUUUUUUAGUAGUUUGGCUGGCCAUUUAUUUAGAAGCGAAUAUACGCUAUGUCAUCUGUGACCACAAGGGGCACCGUCCACACUUGUGACAAUUGAACGCUGCUACUGCACCACCGAAAAAGCUAUACUGCAGAAUUUAAACCAUAAAUUAGAAAGUAUGCAGCCGAAAACGGUAAUCGAGCAGCAGAAAGAAAGUUUGGAGUGAGUGAAAAACUCGAAACCUCUAUAAACUUCUAUGAAAAUAAAUAUCAAAGAAGGCUAAUGGCGGGCUGAAAGCGCAGUGGCCAGAGAUGGAGGAACGAGUCCACAAAUGGGCUCUUGAACAGCGUGCUGCUGGAGGGGGCUUAUCAACGGUGCAGUUGCGUCUCCAUGCGCAUGUUGUUGCCAAGGAGAUGGAAAAAUGAUUUUGCUGCCGGGCCUUCAUGGUGCUAUCACCUCAUGCAACGCAACCACCUGUCAAUCAGAGCACGGGCCACGCUGUGUCGAAACUGCCACCAAUGGUUAUUUUCAAAUGGAAUGGAUGUUUGUUGCGACCUCAAACAAGAAAGGGUGGAUGGAUGAAGAAAUGAUGAGCUUUUGGCAAACAAAGUGCUAUUCUAAACGUCCUGAUGCCUUUAAAAAAAAAAACGCAAAGCCCUGCUUGUGAUGGACAGUAUGGAGCACAUCAAAUCAAAGCCUCUACUUCAUCUUCCUCCAGAGUCAGCGGAAUUGUUUAGAAGCAACACCAAGGAUGAAGAAUUCAACGUGAUGCAGAAUAAGAUCGGGAACUUAAUUAACUUGUUCACCUGUUGCGUUAAUAAGUUUAGCCUAUGUUCUUCAGGCUAACUGAAUAGUCAGUUUAAAUGUUCAAUUUUGGAUUAUGAAAUAAAUGCGACUUAAAUAGGUUUUUAUCAUGAUGUAUUUUGUGACAGAUACUCCGGAAAAUGCGGUACCUUAUUCCUGUCACGUUUUCCAGUCCAAGACUAAGAGGGAGGUAUAUACUGUAUAUGAACAUAUUUAGGGUUAGGGUUCAUACCCAAUCACAUGGAAAGCAUGUAUACAUAUAUAUUAUAAGAAACCACAAGUGGACAUUAGGUGCAUGUUGAGGUGAAUGUUUUUUGUUUUAUUUCUGACAACACCAAGGUCCUGUCACUGUGGGCUAACAAAAAAAAACACGGUCUUUCCCACAUCUUAUUUGUUUUGUCAUAUUUUCCUACAGAGCCAUACAUUUGUUGACGUCUUGUUCUUUUUGGGCAAAAUGUAUGUCAAAAGAGUGUUUAAAGCUGGCUGUUGCAGUUCUCCACUGUGGAUAUUGAUAUGCUCUCUUUUUCACUCCACUGCAGGCCUUUUGUUGGUGUUGGUUCAGCAUGUUUCCAUUCAUUAAUAUUAUAUUCUCACUGCAUUUGAAAUUGUGUUAAUUUUCACAGUACUAAAAGGUUAAAAGUCUUUUCCUUAAAUCUUCCAGCAAUUUGCAAUUCAAGAUAUAUAUAUUUCCCCCCCCCUUGAGAGGAACAUGCAUACAGCCUAGUUACAUAUAUAUAUGUAUAUAUAUAUAUACAUACACAUACAUAUGUAUAUAUAUAUAUAUCCUUAGAGGGAUCACAUGAUGACAUUGUACUGUUCCAGAGCUAAUGAUUAUUUUUGUGUCAAAAAUAAAUAAGAGAAAAGUUGACUAAAUUUGUUUCAUCUCCACAUUUUCAGGAAGUAGAGGACAGUGUGAUUAUUUUACAUUGUUUGACAGCCUAAUUGUUUUUUUCAAGUGUAUAAAAAAGGUAAAUAAGCAUCAGUAAAUGCCCCUUUUCUAAAUGAUUACACAUUUUUCACCAUCUUUUCAUGUUAUGCGGUGCAGAAGAUAAUAGAUCUGGUGGGUAAGAGAUUAAAAUAAAAUGAGUGUGUGUUUCUACUGUAUCUGUGUAAAUUUGUUGAGUUUGACUUGCUUCGAGGGGAGGGCACAGCAGACCUGAGCUUCAGUCCCAUCAUGAGUUAUCAAUGCUAGGCCACACAGUAACUUACACAAAAUUAUUCUGUUCAGUUGAUCCUGGUUGGAGUGUCAGAGCAUCUAGUACAAGGAAAAUACUUCCAAAUGCCAGAUAAUACUGCAUGAAAUUUAAGACUUUACUACUGUAAACCUCAUCAGUUUUGUUACUCCACGUAGGAUGACGCAAACAAUGAUAAUUCUGUGUAAACGCUAAUGAAUGCAGGCCCUUCUGUACACACUACACUGACUUGUUGUGGAGUCUCUGACCAUCACCAUGAACAAUGUAAGCAGUCGGAAAAAAUGUUUUGUAUGUAUAUAAAUAAAUAACUAUCUGAGAAGAUAAAUAAUAUUCCUAGUCAAGUAGUCUCUCUGGUGUAUAAAGAUCACCCAACCUGGUUGGACUAUGUAGCAUCUUAAUAAAUUAAAUGAAUAAAGCCCAUCA